CAACAGCUCCUGUUAUGUGCCAAAUCAUUCAGGGCGGAAACCCACCCAGGAAAGCGAUCCAGGCUGGCUCCUUGUAGAUUGCGGGUGAUCAUCUUCCCUGAAGAAGCUUUACAGGGAGCAGGAACGCGACUUGGUCACUAGUGGCUCCUCAACUGCCCUCCCUUACAUGCAGACGGCGAGCAGCAACGACUGACCCCUUUUGGCCAGACUUUUGGCUCGACUAUUGGGGUUUUGGUUUGCCAGCAUGGAUCUGCUAGAGUUGCCGGGAGACACGCUCACGCACCUCCUCACGUUUUUGGAUGCCAAGGGGUUGGCGGUCGUGUCUCGGACCUGUGAUCAGAUGAGGGUAGCGGCUGGCUCUGAGGUUGUGUGGAAGCAGAUGUGUCAGCCUUGGUCAGAUCGGGUCAAGCUAGAGGAGUGGCGGCCUGGCAUGCAAUCUUACAAGGCCCUGUACCGCCUGCUGCGUGACUUGGAACGGCUGGUUGGUACGUGGUCUGCAAAGGAGAUGGCUCCAAAGGGAGGUUUACUUCAUGUCAUAUGGAGUCGCCUGUCAGUAGUUGCCUGCCGCGUUCAACCUCAGAGCACAGGACAUGGGCUGUUGUGUAUGAGAUUAUUUGAAGUGAUCGGCUGCCCCGACGGCACUUCCCUGGUGAACCUCUUAACUGGGCGCGACAACAUCGAGGUCUGCUUGCCGGGCGCGCUCAACCUCGACGCCGAGGCCUCCGAGUUCUUCCUAGAAUCUCUCGGCCCCCCUGACUCGAUCUUCCCUGGGAGAAGGGGGGCCCCGCCCCCUCUGUUUGGAGUCAACAUCGAGAGAGAUGGGGGGCAACCGGCAGUUCCUCAAGAGGGGGCAGUCCAGCAAGGGGAGGCGUCAACUAGGGAGGGGGGUGAAAGCUCGCAGGAUGCGGCACAAGGGGCGAGUGCUUCAGUCAGCGGAGAGGGGUCUCGGACGCUUGUUUAUGGGGAUGGGUUUCCAAAGUGGCUGCCCGGAGAAAAGGGGGUUGAGGAGGGGGAGCCUUCCUCACAAACAGGGGGCCAAGCAAGCAGCUGGAAAAGGCCCCCCGAAAUGGAAGAGGUAUGUAGGCUGCAAGAAAGAAGCAUAACGAGGCGAGGGGAGGUGAGAGCAGUUAGUAGUGGAACGGCCGACCAGGCUCGCUACAGCCUGGAGUUAUCGCGGGUAACGACGUUAAGCAGGGUUAGGGGUUUAGAAGUUUCCUCUCCAGACAACAGCACGGCCACAAGCGUUGGUGUUAGCUCAGAAAGGGUUUCUUCUGAGAGGGUUGCCAACAGGGUCAGCCCAGAGCCGGUUAGGGGAGGGUCAGGGUUAACCGCCGAGGAGGCGCGACGGCAGUACUUGCUGAGAGUGCACUUGCGGCAGCAGCAGUUAGUGCGGAACCUGUGGUUAGGGGCGGCCAGUAACCCGGAGUUGCAGCAACUAGAGGCGCGCGCACAGGGUCAAGGGCAGGGCCAGGCGCCGGGAGAAAUAAGGCGGCAUGCGUAUGAGUACCUGCUCCGAUUGGCGAACACACCAAGGGGACCUGGCUGCCCUACAGAGCAACUGCCGGGGCGCACCGUCGUUCCUUUGUCGACGUACAAGAAAAUAGCGGUGCCAGAGCCCAGCAAGGUUCAGGAGUUGGCGGGGCUGUGGAGCGGGGUCUACGGGCCGCACGGGCGGGAGAUUUUGUUGGUCACGUACACUGAUGAUAACCGGAUAACGGCCACAAAGAUGCUGGGCGAUCCCAACGUGCCGUGCGGCGAGGUGUCGUUCCAAGUGAAGCUGGAGUCCGAGCGGACGACUACGCUCCCAGGGGAAGUGGUGACCAACUCACUGGACGUCGAGUGGGAGGAGAUCGAGCAGAACAUUGUGAAGAGGUAUCGUGGCUACGGGCGCGUUGCAGGUUAUGGUUUCCGGUACCCCCAGUGGGUACCCGGGCAGUUGUUGGUGGAAAAGAAUGGCAACUUCGCGUUCUUGUGGGAAGACGUCAACUUCAUCAUCCGUUUCCAUCGGGUGGACGUACAUGAGAUCGUCAGCACCCAGCUGGCGAAGCUACCUCCUUUUGGAGGGGUUUGAAACAAUCAGAUAGACUGUAUUUGAAAUUUGCCGGGCUUGGUUAUGUAGUCCGUUGUUAUUGCAAGCUCCGUGUUGAUAUGGCAAAGGGAGGAGCGUCGCGGUCGUCAAGUAGGUCCGUUUAGCGUUUUCGCUUUGACUUCGCCAAGGUGGACGGCAGGAACAUGAAAGCUCCGACAUUCGGUUAGUUUCCUUUUACCAAAUAUGCAAAUGCAACCUAGAACUCUCUGGUAAAGGGGGAUACUUGAUUAUAGUGGUCUGUUGGGCCUAGUACCGACAAAUUUCGAAUCAGCAACAAUUGAGCAAAAGAUACAAGAAAGGCACCAGUGUUUAUGUAAGCCGAGUUUUGGAAGUUUUGUAGGGUCUGCAAAUAGUUGCCGGCUUUGGAUUAUACAACCGUUUGGUUCGCUGACGCAUGUGAAAGCGAAUGCAUAGCUAGUGACAUCAAGGCUAGGCCGGGACUUGGCACGCCUGGCUUGCUUGUGAACCCAC
Molecule: messenger RNA, 2560 nt
Organism: Klebsormidium nitens
Lineage: Eukaryota; Viridiplantae; Streptophyta; Klebsormidiophyceae; Klebsormidiales; Klebsormidiaceae
Source: the annotation of a GenBank genome assembly